AUGAGUCCUUCAAAUAAACCCAUCAUCUUGAUGAUUCACGGCGGAUGGCACUAUCCUAAGUGCUAUGAUCCUUUCUUGGAUCGAUUAAGAGCCCGGGGAUACACGGUUCUUUGCCCCGUCUUGCCAACACUGGGCCCGAACACGCAUGGCAAAACCCCUGCAGAUGAUGUUGCCCACAUUCGCGAGGUGGUUCUGCCACUGUUUGACGCGGGAGAAGAAGUUGUCAUAAUCGGGCACUCUUACGGCGGCAUUCCUGCCUGUGCAUCCACCGAAGGUCUUGGAGUAGACGAGCGAGCCAAGGAAGGAAAGCGGGGUGGUUUCCGCUCCAUCAUAUAUCUGGCAGCCUUUGCCAUUCCGCAGCGAGGAAUGGAUCUCUUGACGACAUUUGGCGGUUCUUGGGGCGUGUGGCAAAAUGCCACCAAGCCAUACACGAGGAAUCAAUUGAUCUCUGUAAAUGAGAAUGCGAAGCAUGCAUUCUUCAACGACAUGACGCAAGAAGAAGCUCAAAAGUGGUUUGACACACUGGUGCCUCACUCACAGGACGCCUUCGAAACUGGCGUCAAUUUUGUUGCGGCGGAUCUCACUAUUCCGAAGGCAUAUGUGAUUUGUGAAUUAGACCAGGCUAUACCGAAAGAAGUUCAGGAGCGACUUGCGGCAAGCAUCCCAGGUUUUAGGGUUGAGAGAUUGAAUGCAGGUCAUAGUCCAUUCCUGAGCCAACCGGAGGAAUGUGCUCAAUGUACUCUCAGAAUUAUCGAGAACCCUUAG
Messenger RNA from Pestalotiopsis fici W106-1, 765 nucleotides. RefSeq lists its product as uncharacterized. The record is from RefSeq and is a predicted model, not a curated record. Bases 1 to 765 code for a protein of 254 amino acids. The transcript is spliced from 3 exons. NCBI's taxonomy places the organism in Eukaryota, Fungi, Ascomycota, Sordariomycetes, Amphisphaeriales, Sporocadaceae.